AGAUUAAGAGCUGUGACUGCAGGUGAGCCAGGAACCCUGUGUGGCAUGUUUGUAGGUGGGGACAGGCCUGGGCUACGGAUGGGAAAAAAGCAUAGUCCCACAUUCUUGACCAGAAAGGCUAAGGCAGGCUGGUUUCACCCUUGUGGCCUGGCAGCCUGGAUAACUAUUGGGUGUGAGGGGUGGGUUCAAAGGAGAGGAGCAAGAGCUUCUGUUAGGUUGAGGGACUGGAGACUUGUCCCAGGGCUCCGUCUCUGAGCUUUCCUUUGUGCAGUGAAAUGUAACCUUCUAAAGUUGUCAGUGAUUGUUAACCUGUCAGGUCAAAAAAAGGUAGUCUCCACAGUAGUUGAAUUUUCCUUUUUUAUUCAUUUCUUCUCUUUUUCCACUUUUAUAAGCAACCAUUAUGUUCCUUUCUUGUUUGAUCUUUAAUUCAUUUGUCCAUUGUUUUAACUUUUAAAUUCUUCCUGUCAACCAUUAAAAUGAACGUGGAGGUUAAAAAAUGUUUUAAGUGCUAUUUUUUAUUUCUUCAGCUUUAUAGGGAGGAAAAUACUCUUAUACUCAUGAUAUAAGAGGCAUUUAACAGAUUCCUGUAUCCAAUUUUCUUCAUACCCAGGGAAUACCCUCAUUUUGAAUAUGCAGAAUGCAAACCAUCUAUGGAGUGGUCAAAGAAAAUUAAUUAAUUUUUAAAGAAAAUUAUUUUUUCCUCUCAUCCUUUAAAAAUGUAUAUUUUUGUGUAUGGUUUGUGUUGCUGUAAUGGUAGUACAUGUACAUAAUUUACAAAUGUACCUGGGAGUGCAUGCCCCAAAUUUCUUAUAAAUAGUGUGGCAUGAUCAGCACAGUGUGGAGCACCAUUCUGGGGCACACCAAGACCUCAAGUGUUGAGGGCUCUCCUGUCCGUGGUCUGUCACAGGAGUCAGCAAGUUGAGAAUGACAGGGGCUUGGAACAGCCUGGAACACAGUAAGCACUGUUAUCCUAUGUACCUUAGGCACUGUUGUUAUUUCCUAAAGACACUUAUUUGUGCUUAAUUUCUCCCCAGUGGAUUAGAAAUGCUCACGUAUAGACAUGUAGUAAAUCAAGAUUUUUCUUUCCAGUGAAAGUAUGAAUUAGAAAACAGAAGUCAGAGCUAAAGAAAAGAUGAAGUAAGGGCUCAGGUUCAUAUGAGUUUAUUCAUUUUUCCUUUAUGAAAGUUUUGUUAGUUUUAUUUUUGAGUUUCCUGACAGCCAGUGGAAAGAGAGAAACAUCAUCAAUCAUGUAAGGUGAUGUCUGUAAAGACAAAACUAUACUCUCCUGCUUGUUGAACCUGGAGACUGACACUGCCUUGUGGGUCAUCAGAUUUGAGUCUGAGUCUCCUGCACUUGCACCUCUUGAUUUCCCCAUAGCUCCAAAAGAAUUCUGUGAGUAGCACAUAUUUAAUCUCACUGACCCUUAGUUCCUGAAUGAUUCUGGAUGCACACUGUAAUCAGUUUCUUUUCUUUCUUUCUUUUGUACCCCCUCCCGGGAUUGAACCCAGGAGUACUAACCACUGAGCAACAUCUCUUUUUUAUGUUUUAUUUUCAGAUAGUCUUGCUAAGUUGCUUAGGGUCUUGCUAAGUUGCUGAGGCUGGCCUUGAACUCACAAUCCUCCUGCCUCAGCCUCCUGAGCCAUUGGGAUUACAGGUGUGCACCACUGUACCCGGCUUAUUUGCUUCUUUCUUUUUACUUCUUUAAAAAAUUACUUAUUUAUUCUAAUUUGUUAUACGUGACAGUAGAAUGCAUUUCAAUUCAUGGUUCUCAUAUAGAGCACAUUUUUCAUGCUUCUAGUUGUACACAGAGUCACAUCAUUCGUGUCUUCAUACAUAUACUUAGGGUAAUAAUGAUGUCCCUCUCAUUCCACCAUCUUUCUUACCCCCAUGCUCCCUCCUUCUCCCUCCCUCCCCUUUGCCCUAUCUAAAGUUCCUCUGUUAUUUUCUUCUUUUAAAUUUAUAAUUUGAUUUAGAUUCCACCAAACUGCUUCCUUGUCCCUGAACCUACAUUGGAUUUUUUUUCUUUAUUUGAUUUUAAGUUUAUAGUCAGUAUAGAAAAAACCUUCAAAAGGUGAAGAGGAGGUGAAGCAAAGCUGAGAAGGAGAAGGAAAAAGUUUAAUUGCAGAGCCUAACAAUGCAUUAUGACUGAGUGUGACUGUUCUUAACAAGGCAGGCUUCACGAGCUGCAGGCUGUUUUUUAGUCACAGACACUUAAGGGACUCCUUUUAUGUGUUGUGCAUAUGCAAGCAAAGAGGGCUUCAAAUGUGCAGUGGGGAGUACUGGUGCUGGCUGUGCCUCCAACCACAUGCAAUCAAUUUCUCCUGAGUCUGUCUCCCUAGCUGUAAAGUAGGGUGGAUGGUUCCCAGCCUGACCACCUCUUUUCACUGGUGGUGGUGAUCAUGUGUGUGCCCUAAUGACUUAAGAAAGUGCUUUGGAAAUCUUUCAUCUCUGUGCACUAACAGUCUGGUUAAAUGUACUGUUACUGCAGAAGAAGAUAAGACAUGGUCCCUGGGGCUAAAGGAAUUUUCCAGCUGCAUAAAGAGUGAGAAGUAGCAAGUGUGAAUCAACAAGCAGUAAGAAGUGGGGCUUAGCAUUGCACGGUGAGGCACAGCCUAGUCUGAUGGAAAGGCUGGCAAGUCCCUCGUGUUACGGAAUCCUACAUGUUGGAAGAGUGGCUGAGACCAGUUUGGGGAAUAAUGAUGAGCCCUAAUCAGCAAAAAAUGGCACCUCUAUCAGUUGAAGGAAUAAAAUGUUAGAAUUUUUGAGUCAUUAGGAAACAUUAUCCAGUCUGUGAAAGAUGUCAAAUAGCACUUAUUUUUUAGAGAUUUUUUUUUUUAAGUCUUCAUUGUUAAGAUAUGGCCCUGGUGAAGUGGGGAGAGAGAGAGAAAAUAUACAUUUUCAAAAGUGAUUAUUUAAAUCAAUUAGGUUUGAAUUUUGGUUAGUCUAGAUGAAAAAUGGUUAUUUUUGAGUAGCCUGUUGUUCACUGUGAAAAUCGGCUUUCCUGUCUUGGAGCCUGGGGAGCUGCCCUAUUCAGUGUGCUUCUUAGGUUUUUCAUGGAAACGAAACCCAUAGGCCUUUAUCUAGUUAGUGCUGAGCUGAGCUGAAAGUCUGUUGUCUGAGCUUUAGGCUGUGUGGGCUAGAUCUGGUAUUCAGAUCCCAGGGAGGGGUACUUGUGGGGUCAGGUGAUCUCACUGGGGCAUCUUUGUGGGCUUCAGAGCCUCACUGCCUCAGCGCCCUGGUCCUGGUGAGUAUGAACCCUAGACCACCUCUCUAAUGUGAUUUCCUAUGGGCAGUGGAGGGCUGCCUCUUCCUCACGAUAGUCUUCUGCUCCUGACCUGGUUAUGUCUUCCUUUUGAAAUGGCUACCCCAUCUGGGAAUUCUCUUCUCAGCCAGGGUUCCUGCAGCCUGGGGCCUUCUUCACCUGUCUACUUUCUCUCACUGCCGGGAUCCACGUGUUUCUACCUGUCAGAUCCUGGGCACCAUGUAGAGCCCUUGCUCCAUGGUGAGAAUUAGAUAGUCAGCCUGCCUUGUAACCCCACGAACCCUGGCCAGGCUUCCCCAGUUGUCCCUAACAGCUUCCUGGGGCCCUGCAGCUGCAGCCCUGCUGUUCGUAUUAUUACUUGUAAUAGGAAGUGGAGGGGUCCAAAUUCCAGUUGCCACUUCUUGAGGUCCUGAUUAGGAUUCAGAUUCUUGGGGCUUUGGUUCCAAAAGCAAAUGAGGAAAAGCAUCACUUAGACAUUCUGUUUUUCACCUUACAAUUUAGGAGCCUCCAAAUGUGACAGCCAUGACCAUAAAACCAAGCAAAUCACCACGAGUCUGGAACUUUCCUCUCUCAUGUAGAUAUUGGGAUAGCCUGGAAACCUAACUUAUUACAGCAUGUCUCAGAAAAGCAUUCAGAGUUCCAAACAUUGGACUUAACAACAAUCUGUAUUAAUAAGGACUACCUAUAUUUAUGCUUUCAACUUAUUAACAGUUACCAUUAAUAAUGAAUUGCCAUAAAUAAACAAUAAACUCAUUAAUAAAGCAUUCCUGUAAAGCAUUAGCACAGUCUCUGGCAUAUAGUAAACCUUCAGUAAAUGUUGGCUGUUGCUGUUAGCACCACCACCAUCACCUCUGGCAUUUUUAUGAUGGAAAGAAUCAUAUUCGCUACACUUAAGUUCAUUUAAAUGGUCCAUUUAAAAACACAAUGGCUGCAAUUGAUUCCAAAGAGAUGGAGGUGGCUCAUUAAUGCUAGAACACUUGGAAAUGCUUGAAUAACAGUGACGGGCACCCUUGCUGUAAGAUAGACCCCAUCCCAAAUCAGCUUAGCUUUGAACCAGUAGCAGUGAGGUUAGUGAGGCGUAGUGUGUCUGACCACAAGUGGAGUGGAAGUGUGUUCAUUUGCUCUUUCACUCAGUAAGCAAACAUUUGUUGAGUUGCUUGCUGUAUUCCAGAGCUAUACUGUCCAGAAAAGGAAAAGAUCCAGUUGCCACAGACACUCUAUGGAGGCUUCUACGUCAUGUAGGUGGGGUUUUCACAUGGUUAGAUGACCAGAGGGAAAUGGGUCCAGGCUGCAGUAGCAAGGACAGUCCUAGAAUUGCAACAGGAUGUCCUGUGGUCACGGCGAGGAAGUUGUGUUGUCUUUACUUCUGAACCUUAAAGAGCAUUGUAAAAAUAAAGCCAAACCCCUUUAGUCCCUUUGAUCCUCAAUAACUGGCUCUCCGAACCAAUGCACCCGUCUGCUGAUACAGCGGCUCAUCGUGGUGUGUGGAAGACGCCGCGCCCUCCAGGCUGCCGGGUUCUGAGUGCACUUUGGCACUCAUACCCCCGUUCGCCAGGCUCAGAGUCAGAGGCCAGGGCUGCGAAGAUCCAAAUAGAGAAUGAGGAGACAUGGCCCCUGUCCUCCAGGACACAAGCCAGCGUUAGGUCAACAGUGGGGCAGGGUGAAUGGCCCAGGUGACCUGUGGUUCAAGGGGAUCCCGUACAGCUCUGCAUCUGUAAAUUAGGAGUGGCUGUUUGUAGAAGCUGUAUAGGCCACAAUUACAAGUUCAUCCGAAAAUGAUGACCGGAGUGGCUCCAGUUUGGAAUGGAAUAAGGAUGGAAGCCUAAGGUUAGGGGUUCAGAAGGGAGUGCUUCAUGAUCGCAGGGCAGAUAACUGCUCCCCAGUGGCAGAAGAGGAGACCACUGGGUCAGCGGAGAGCGUGCUGCCCAAAGCGGAAUCCUCAGCUGGAGAUGGUCCGGUCCCUUAUUCUCAGAGCUCCAGCUCGCUAAUAAUGCCACGGCCCAACUCAGUUGCAGCCACAAGCUCUACCAAAUUGGAAGACCUGAGUUAUUUAGAUGGGCAGAGAAAUGCUCCUCUACGGACUUCAAUUAGAUUACCGUGGCACAAUACGGCUGGAGGUAGGGCACAGGAAGUUAAAGCACGAUUUGCUCCCUACAAGCCGCAAGACAUUUUGUUGAAACCCCUGCUGUUUGAAGUCCCAAGCAUCACAACAGACUCCGUGUUUGUGGGAAGGGAUUGGCUCUUUCACCAGAUUGAAGAAAACUUGAGGAACACAGAGCUGGCAGAAAAUAGAGGAGCAGUGGUUGUUGGAAAUGUGGGAUUUGGGAAGACGGCAAUCAUUUCCAAGUUGGUGGCGCUGAGCUGCCAUGGGAGCCGCAUGAGGCAGAUUGCUUCCAACAGCCCCAGUUCAUCACCUAAAACAGCAGAUCCCACCCAGGACCUUCCUUUCACUCCAUUGCUUUCACCGAGUUCUUCUACAAGUGGCCUCAAUACUACCAAAACACCUUCAGGGCCUGGUACUUCUGAAAACCAGAGACCAAGAGAGGAGGCGGUGAAAUACCUGGCUUCUAAGGUGGUGGCCUACCACUACUGCCAGGCUGACAACACGUACACAUGCCUGGUGCCUGAGUUUGUGCACAGCAUUGCCGCUUUGCUCUGCCGGUCCCAUCAACUGGCUGCCUACAGAGACCUUCUGAUAAAGGAACCUCAGCUGCAGAGUAUGCUGAGCCUCAGAUCCUGUGUGCAGGACCCCGUGGCUGCUUUCAAGAGGGGAGUGCUGGAGCCGCUCACCAGCCUGAGAAAUGAGCAGAAAAUUCCUGAAGAAGAAUACAUUAUUUUGAUAGAUGGCUUAAAUGAAGCUGAGUUUCAUAAACCUGAUUAUGGAGAUACACUUUCUUCAUUUAUUACCAAAAUUAUUUCUAAAUUUCCUGCCUGGUUGAAGUUGAUUGUGACUGUAAGAGCAAAUUUUCAGGAAAUCAUAAGCGCACUGCCAUUUGUCAAGCUUUCCUUAGAUGACUUCCCAGACAACAAAGACAUUCACAGCGACCUGCAUGCCUACGUGCAGCACCGAGUGCACAGCAGCCAGGACAUCCUCAGCAACAUCUCCCUGAAUGGCAAGGCAGAUGCUGCGCUCAUCGGGAAGGUCAGCAGCCACCUGGUGCUGCGGAGCCUCGGCUCCUACCUUUACCUCAAACUCACCCUGGACCUCUUCCAGAGGGGACACCUGGUCAUUAAAAGCGCCAGCUACAAGGUGGUGCCCGUGUCUCUGUCCGAGCUCUAUUUGCUGCAGUGCAAUAUGAAGUUCAUGACCCAGUCAGCCUUUGAGAGAGCACUUCCGAUUUUAAACGUGGCCCUUGCGUCCCUCCACCCCAUGACGGAUGAGCAGAUUUUUCAGGCUAUUAAUGCCGGCCACAUCCAAGGCGAGCAGGGCUGGGAAGACUUUCAGCAGAGGAUGGAUGCCCUCUCCUGCUUCCUCGUUAAGAGGAGGGACAAAACGCGCAUGUUCUGCCACCCAUCCUUCAGGGAGUGGCUGGUCUGGAGAGCAGAUGGCGAGAGCACAGCCUUCCUGUGUGAGCCCAGGAGCGGACACGCUCUCCUGGCGUUCAUGUUCUCUCGACAGGAGGGCAAGCUGAACCGCCAGCAGACCAUGGAGCUUGGCCACCACAUCCUGAAGGCCCACAUUUUCAAGGGCCUCAGUAAGAAGACUGGAAUCUCCUCUAGCCAUCUGCAAGCCCUGUGGAUAGGGUACAGCACUGAGGGUUUGUCUGCUGCCCUUGCCUCUCUCAGGAAUCUCUACACUCCCAACGUGAAGGUGAGCCGGCUCCUGAUUUUGGGAGGGGCCAACGUGAACUACAGGACAGAAGUGUUAAAUAAUGCCCCCAUCCUGUGUGUCCAGUCUCACCUGGGCCACGAGGAAGUUGUUACUCUGCUCCUGGAAUUUGGGGCCUGCCUGGACGGGAUGUCAGAGAACGGCAUGACUGCACUCUGCUACGCAGCAGCUGCUGGCCACAUGAAGCUGGUGUGUCUGCUGACCAAGAAGGGGGCACGGGUGGACCACUUGGAUAAGAAAGGCCAGUGUGCACUCGUCCACAGCGCGCUGCGAGGCCACGGUGACAUUCUCCGGUAUCUGCUGACCUGUGAGUGGUCAGCAGGUCCUUCCCAGCCCGCCCUGAGGAAGAGCCAAGCCCUGCAGCAGGCACUGACAGCAGCUGCCAGCAUGGGCCACAGUGCGGUGGUCCAGUGCUUGCUGGGAAUGGAAGAGGAACAUGAAAUAGAAGUCAAUGGCACCGACACGUUGUGGGGAGAAACAGCGCUGACUGCGGCCGCAGGAAGAGGGAAGCUGGAGGUCUGUGAGCUGCUGCUGGAGCGUGGAGCUGCCGUAUCUCGGACGAACAGGAGAGGGGUCCCCCCUUUGUUUUGUGCAGCACGCCAGGGGCAUUGGCAGAUCGUUAGGCUGCUGUUGGAACGCGGCUGUGAUGUGAACCUGAGUGACAAGCAGGGCCGGACACCCCUCAUGGUGGCUGCCUGUGAAGGGCACUUAAGCACCGUGGAAUUCCUCCUUUCAAAAGGUGCCACCCUUUCUUCUCUGGACAAAGAGGGUCUGUCCGCGUUGAGCUGGGCUUGUCUGAAAGGCCACAGGGCAGUGGUCCAGUAUCUGGUCGAAGAAGGAGCUGAGAUAGACCAGACGGACAAGAACGGCCGUACUCCCCUGGACCUGGCCGCCUUCUAUGGCGAUGCCGAAACUGUGCUGUAUCUUGUCGAGAAGGGAGCCGUGAUUGAGCAUGUGGACCACAGCGGAAUGCGUCCCUUGGACAGAGCCAUUGGUUGUCGAAACACCUCUGUCGUGGUUACACUACUCAGAAAAGGAGCCAAGUUAGGAAAUGCUGCCUGGGCGAUGGCCACUUCCAAACCUGAUAUCUUGAUUAUACUUUUACAGAAAUUAAUGGAGGAAGGAAACAUGAUGUACAAAAAAGGGAAGAUGAAGGAGGCAGCCCAGCGGUACCAGUACGCCUUAAGAAAGUUUCCUCGAGAAGGAUUUGGAGAGGACAUGAGACCUUUCAAUGAACUAAGAGUUUCCCUUUAUCUCAAUUUGUCUCGAUGCCGAAGAAAAACAAACGACUUUGGCAUGGCAGAAGAAUUUGCUUCCAAGGCUCUGGAAUUGAAACCCAAGUCCUAUGAAGCCUUUUAUGCUAGAGCAAGAGCGAAGAGAAAUAGCAGGCAGUUCGUGGCAGCUCUGGCUGACUUGCAGGAGGCUGUGAAACUCUGUCCCACCAAUCAGGAAAUCAAGAGGCUCCUGGCCCGUGUAGAAGAGGAGUGCAAGCAACUCCAGAGGAACCAGCAGCAGAAACAGCAGUGCUCCCCUCCAGCUGCACCCGGUGCCUCCGAUAAUGAAGAUAAUGAGGAGGACACCCUAACCCCUGGGUUAAAGGACCACUUUCACUUCGAUGAGGCCGAAGAGGAGGAAACUUCUCCACAGGAAGAAUCCAUUUCCCCGACUCCCAGGUGCCAGCAGCCAUCCUCGUCUGCCCCUUCCCCGUAUAUCCGAAACCUUCAAGAAGGGUUACAAUCCAAAGGCAGGCCAGUAUCACCACAGAGCAGGGCAGGAGUCAGCAAGUCCCUAAGGGAGACUGUCGCUCAGCCGGGGUUGGUUAUGCAGCCCACCAAACAGGCACAGAUAGUGAAAACAAACCAACACCUGGGUUCUGGCCAGUCUGGCAUCAGAAACAGUAGUACAAAAAUGCAGGUCUCUUGUCAGAAUCCUCCUCCAAGCCCCAUGCCAGGCAGGAUCCCUGCAGCUCCUGCUGGGAGCAGAAACCAGCAUGUAGAGGGAGCAGGUACCUUUACUGUUGGAGCUGGUUCUAGCCACUUUGGGGAUCAGCUGGGCCCCAGCCAGAAUGUCCAGCUGCAGCGCAGUGAAAGUGGUGCUGCAUAUGCUCUGCCAAGCAAGGCGAAAACUGCCGAGAGGCUCCUGUCCCAUGCCUCUGUGGCUGUGGAUGUAGCCCCUCCAAGCCAGGGCGGACCAGUGGGCUGCGGCGAAGCACGACACCCAGCUUCCCUCACCAGCUCAGGCUCCUCUGGUUCUCCAUCUAGCAGUAUAAAGAUGUCAAGUUCAACCAGUAGUUUGACUUCAAGCAGUAGUUUUUCAGAUGGCUUCAAGGUCCAAGGACCAGAUGCUCGAAUUAAAGACAAGGUUGUGAGCCAGGUGCAGAGCAGCGCCACUGAGCAUAGGCCCCGCAGUACUCCAUUCAUGGGGAUCAUGGACAAGACGGCAAGGUUCCAACAGCAGAGCAACCCUUCAAACCGCACCUGGCACUGCCAGGUGGCAGAGGGGCUACUGACGGGCACAUCCCCCGCUGCAGCUGGCCUGCAGUGCUCUAACUCUGAGAAGCCCUCUCUCAAAAAAGGAGGAUAUACCAGCCAAGCCAAAACCUGUUCUGCCUCCACCCUGAGUGGCAAUGUCCACAAUGGGGCCCAGGUAAAGGAGCUAGAAGAAAACAAGUGCCAAAUUCCAGUCCACCGCCAAGACACGAGAGUAACUAAGAGCGUUUCUCAUCUUUACCCAGAAAGUAUCUCCAAGCCACCACCUCAUGUCAGUAAUGAAGCCCACAGGAGCCACCUCACUACAGCGAAACCAAAGCGAUCAUUCAUAGAGUCAAAUGUGUGAGCCUAAAGAGACUCAUUUGUAGGAUUUGGAAAAGUGUGUUGGCUCCUUGUGGUAAAUAAUUAAAUGGUUUUUCAUCAUAAAAAUCACUUUUUAGCCAUGUUUUUUUCUUUUUUUCCCAUCUAGGGUGGAUCAGAUGCAAUUGAUAUAUUAAAAAUAUAGAAUAAAACUUUAAUAAGUCACUAGAAGUCACCAUAAUAACGCUAAAUAGAACUGAAAACUACAGUUAGCUUUACCCAUCAAGUUAAAAAUUUAAGACAGUAAAGAAGAUGUCAACUUUUCUUAGGAAAAUUAUUUGAUUUUUAUCACUUUCCUCCUAGCCUUUGCUAUGUGGUAAAAUCAUGGUACUUAACAAUGGCCUUUUUUUUUUUUUUUUAACAAAAGGUUUAACUCAUCAUAUAAUAUCCUAAUGACAUAUUCUAGAAAAGAUGGAAUUUUCAAGUUACAGUUCCAUUGAGUCAAAUUCCAAUUUUAUUUUUACAUGUAUAUACAAUUAAAACCUGAGUGAUUUCUAGCUGAAUGUGUGUGACUAUAAAUAUAGCUUAUAUUUUCUUUUUUGUUCUUUAAGCAAAACAUGAAAGCAUCCAAGUAUUGUUCCCUUUAUAAAAGAAGUUCUUUUAAGAGGAUUAAACACUUAUUCCCACGUUACGGUUCUUAAUCAAAAUACUUUUAUAGCACCUUUUUUGAAACAAUAUUCAUGCUUCAAGGUGUUCUAAUAUGUGGAAACAGUCUAAGCUCUCUGGAACCUUGAUUGGUUGUCCUAAAUUGGAUUUGAGCUAAAAUACUAAGAGCAGCAUUCUUAGUAGCUAAUAGAUUCGGUCUCAACUGGUUCCAAACUGCUCUUAUCAGUGCUAAUGUUCCUUAAAAAAAACCUUCCAUCAUCCCUUAAGGACAGUGUUUAAGUUGGAUAUUUAAGGUAUGGUUGGUUGUUGCUUUUGUUAUACAAUCAUUACUUCAUAGUCACAUGUUGUAUAUAUUAAAUAGCCCAGCCUUAUUUGAACUUGUAAAUAUAACUAAGUAGUUAAUCUAAAACCAGAAGCAAACAAUAAAACCCCAGUCAUGUAUUUGCAUGUUCUUUGUAAAUUUCAUCCACGCUGGUUAUUGCACUGAAUGAUGUAUUAUUAUGGCAUGUUAACAGUAUAUCAGUAACGGCACUUUAUCUCAUUUAUAUAAGAACACCUUCGAGGUGCUACUUAAGUCCAAACUGAUGUAUUAUGCAUUUGUAAAGACAAGGUACAAGAAUGAACCUUGGUUCAAAGGUAUUUUUAUAUGAAAUUGUGUGCUAUUGGAGGAUGUUAAGAUACUAGGUUAAGAGAGGUGGAAGUAUAUUUGUUUUAUAUGUUGGGAUGUGAAAUUUAUUUUCUAGAAUUGGGGAAAAGGAAGUUCUAUAUUUGCAGAAUGUUUUAAAAAUGAAUAGUUAGGAAGUUCCUGUGAACAUCUUUAGGGUUUUGUAUGAAUAGGAACUUCCUAGUGUCAUUCUUCAACAUUUGUUCCUGCGUGUGUGUACAGUGUGCUUUGUAUAAACAGCUUUAUCAUUUUUAUAGGCUUUCCAUGAGUUCUUCUAUAACUACUAUAGCUUAUUUAUUGUUUAUUAUUUUCUUUAAUAUUUGUGAAAGUCUUACUCUUUUGUUAUGUAGUUUUGUUUCUGCACAACUACUGUACUUUUCCAUAAGGAAUAAAGGCCAUUACUAGA
Molecule: messenger RNA, 11616 nt
Organism: Marmota monax (woodchuck)
Lineage: Eukaryota; Metazoa; Chordata; Mammalia; Rodentia; Sciuridae
Gene: Tanc1
Product: tetratricopeptide repeat, ankyrin repeat and coiled-coil containing 1
Exons: 21
Coding region: 5253-9926 (1557 amino acids)
Biological process (GO): regulation of postsynapse organization
Cellular component (GO): glutamatergic synapse
Molecular function (GO): protein binding
Source: RefSeq, a predicted model, not a curated record